UCAGUCUCAAACAAAUACUUCGUUGGUAAUAACAGUAUAACAAGUAUUUUUUAGUUGUUUUGGUUUAUUUACUUGCAGUUAAUACCAAUAAAUAUUGAAUAUCAAGAUGCAUUCAUCGUCUGUUUUAAUUUUCGUUAUGUGUUUGUUUACUAUUAUCGUUACAAAUGAAUGUAAUCCGAUGCCCAGGGAUCGUAUUUACCAGUAUACUGGACCUCACCACGGAUACAAUUCUCACAGUUAUCAUGAUAAAUAUUUCGAGCAAAGUAGGAACGAAAGUAAAGACAGCGCAGAACAUAGUAAAGAACAAUUAACUGCAACUGGAAAAAUCUGCCACAAUUGUAGAUUUAAAGAAAUUGGAAAUGGCUAUAAAAACAUUAACGAAGUGGUUAUUUACAGUUCGAAAGAAGAACCAACGUUAAAAAAUCACUAAAAAACAAUUGUUAAAAGACUUCCGUCCUCCGUCAAUCAAAAUUUUUUGCAUCAAUAUUAUUUUGUACUAUUGCUGAAGCAACUUGUUCAUAUUCAUAUUUAAUGUUAUAUUUUAUUACUUUAGUA
This is a messenger RNA of Melitaea cinxia (Glanville fritillary), 555 nucleotides long. RefSeq lists its product as uncharacterized. The record is from RefSeq and is a predicted model, not a curated record. The transcript has 2 exons. Lineage: Eukaryota; Metazoa; Arthropoda; Insecta; Lepidoptera; Nymphalidae. Bases 107 to 430 code for a protein of 107 amino acids.